AUGCAAAAAGGAAAAAAAGAUUGGAACACGAAGACCUGCGGAAAUGUCCAGUUCAGGAAAAUUUACGCAAAAAUAAGAUUUGUGUUAUUAAAAGUUUCGAAACGAACUUUUGGCGCCGAUCGUCUAAAAAUCUUUUUAAUGCCAAGCCUUAAACAGCCGGCAAAUGAGAAGAAUUCCUUCAAUAAUGUGCAGCAACACUGA
Clunio marinus is the source of this 201-nucleotide messenger RNA. The record is from the annotation of a GenBank genome assembly. NCBI's taxonomy places the organism in Eukaryota, Metazoa, Arthropoda, Insecta, Diptera, Chironomidae.